Corvus hawaiiensis (hawaiian crow) is the source of this 2489-nucleotide messenger RNA. RefSeq names its product carbonic anhydrase 4 (gene CA4). The transcript is spliced from 8 exons. Gene Ontology annotation, molecular function: carbonate dehydratase activity; zinc ion binding. Gene Ontology annotation, cellular component: plasma membrane. The record is from RefSeq and is a predicted model, not a curated record. The coding region runs from base 138 to 1085 and encodes 315 amino acids. NCBI's taxonomy places the organism in Eukaryota, Metazoa, Chordata, Aves, Passeriformes, Corvidae.
AGUUCACCUUCCUGCUAUGGCUUUCAGGUCUGUCCUGGACUACUUACUCCAGUAUAAAACUGAGAGCAGAAAUAUGAUCACAUCCUGAGGAGUCUAAUCAAUUCUGGUUUCAACACUGAGCCUAUUUAAAAUAGAGAAUGGAAUUGCUGCUCCUUGCUCUGCUCUCCCUGCACAUUCUCAAGACAGAGGCAGUAGUGGGAGGCCACUGGUGCUAUCGGUCCCAGAAGUGUGAGCUGCCACAGUGUGAAGAUCCUCUUCAAUGGCAUCAGAUAAACAGGGCCUGCAAAGGCAGCAAACAGUCCCCUGUGAACAUUGUCACCCGAAAUGUGGUUUAUGACAAGAGCCUCAAGCCCCUGACUUUUGAAGGGUAUGAUGUGAAGGGGUCUGCCAAGUGGGACGUGGAAAAUAAUGGCCACACAGUUAAAGUGACACUAAACGCAUCCCCUAAAGUCGGAGGAGGAGGUCUGGGGAGAAAAUACAAGGCAGUAGAAUUCCAUUUGCACUGGGGAGUCCCAGGUGAGCCACAAAGCAUCCCUGGCUCAGAGCACAGCAUAGAUGGAGAGAAAUACCCCAUGGAGCUUCACAUCGUCCACAUAAGAGAAGAUGUUUCAGAUGUGACAGAAGCCAAGAAAACUCCAGAUGGUUUGGCUGUGUUGGCCUUCUUUGUAAAGGCUGACGAAGAAAAUAAAAACUAUGCAACUCUGUUAAGUGAAUUAGAGAAUAUUAAAUACAAAGGGCAAUCAGCACAGAUAGAUCCUUUGCCACUGAGUUCUCUUCUCCCACCUGAGGAAGACCUUGGGAGGUACUAUCGGUAUGAGGGGUCCCUCACCACCCCUGACUGCUACGAGGGCGUCAUCUGGACGAUAUUUGAGAAGCCAGUUGAGCUCAGCCUGCCCCAGCUGUCCCAGUUCUCAGCACUGCACUUUGAUGGGAAGAACUCCACUCCCAUGAUGGAGAAUUUCCGGCCGGCGCAGCCCCUGCAGGACCGCAAGGUGCUCUGGUCCAGUGCCAGCAUCCCCCUGCCCACGGCAAAGCUGCUGCUGCUGCUGCCUCUGCUCUGCACCCUGAGCUCUCUGGCGCACUGAGCCUUUCUCACCUCAUUCAGCAUCCUGGUCCUUCAUCUGAUGUUAUUUUUGCUGUUCUCAGUUCUUUGUCUCAGCCUCUCAUGAAUUGUGUCCCAACACAGAAUAACCUUGUCCUCCUCCAGACAUUAACCAAGGACUUCUGUGCUGCUCUGGUGAAACCCAAACCAUCAGAACUCAAAGGAACUGUGAGAUAAAGCAAUGAAAAAUUCAGUUUUAAAAGCCAAAACACUUAGAGAAAGCCUUAGGCUGGAUUAUCCUGUAGUUUUAACCCAGCACUGGAAGGAGCUGCACAGAGAACCUUCGGGAGGAAUCUGCUCUUAAGUGCCUGUGAAGGGUUGGUUUGGAGCAUGUUUACAUUCAACACUGCAGAUCUGACAGGGAAAUGUGGAGCAAUUCCUAUAAUCCCACAUUGUCCUACCUGAAGGUACAACACAGAGCAAAGAUGAAAUGCUCACACACAGCUGAGCAGCAUCUGCCUCAUCCCUUCUAGGGAAGGGCACUCACCCAACACUUCAAUCCCUCCUCCUUCCUUCAGAAUAUCUCAGCUCAUUUCAGAUAGGGACACUGGGUUCCUUUCACCUGAUCUGACUGGGGCUAUCAGGUUCCUCUGUUAUUUAUUCAUCCUUCUCUGGGAUGCCAUGGCCAAUGUGAUGUGCUGGGAAGCAACAGGGAGGCUCAUCCCCACCUACCAGAGGCACAUCUGUGGAAAUUCCCUCUCUUUGGAGGGCUGCUUUUGAAGCAGGAGACUCUGAGGAUCCUUUAUAGUUCUUAUUUGCCUAAUAAAAUAGGACAGUUCAAGAAAUGGCUCUUUCUUAUAUAUACAUAUAUAUAUAUUUCUUUUAUAUAUAGAAUUUUUUAUAGUAGCAUACCUGCAAUAUUCACAUAAGGUCAAGAUUCAUAGUUUUUUCCAAGAAGGUUGUGAUUUGCACCAAUUCCUUCAGAUCUUACCCAGUGACUUAUAGAAAAUACCUUGGGAAAUGGGGUUUCCUUAUAUUAUUCCAGUUUUCUCUCUGAAGGGGGAUAUAACAUUUCUCUUUGGCUAGGGCCAUAUAACAUGUUACAGCUUCUUUUAGGAUUUUAGAUUUUGGCCAAAUUGAAAUAGGAUUUCAUAUUAGCAGACUUGUAUUUUUUUUUUUUUCUUUAAGGGCAAUGUUUGCAGAGAUGACUUUAUAUAUUUUCAGGAAAAUCCUGGCAGUGAGAGCAACCACAGCUCACCAAAGUGGGGGGAAAUUAUUUUCAUAUUAAUCAAUCAUAAAAGCUUUAAAAACCCCCCAACAUGGGAAAGCAAAUGAAUGUAUUCAAGUUUAAAUGAAAGAUUAAUACUUUAACUGUAUUUUUAUGUAAUUGAAAAUCUUUGGAGGAGCAAACAGAAAUGAAAUAUUAAAGGUGAACAACAGACCUAUA